Molecule: messenger RNA, 4454 nt
Organism: Mizuhopecten yessoensis (Yesso scallop)
Lineage: Eukaryota; Metazoa; Mollusca; Bivalvia; Pectinida; Pectinidae
Product: suppressor of fused homolog
Exons: 10
Coding region: 24-1328 (434 amino acids)
Cellular component (GO): nucleus; cytoplasm
Molecular function (GO): transcription factor binding
Source: RefSeq, a predicted model, not a curated record
GGUGAACCACAACAUUAGCCAGCAUGGCUGCAGUGGCGGCGGCUGGAGACGAUGGAGAUCAGGCGGAUGUGUUUAUUCCGGGGGGUCGGAGUCAAGCAGACGAACUGGAAUACGUAGGACUCGAAUCCAUUGACAGGGCUUGUCUUGAGAUAUAUCCUGACCAACCUAAUCCUCUUCAAGCUACAGCAGUUGUCAAACUAUGGUUGGGAGGCCCGGACCCCCUUGACUACAUAUCAAUGUACUCUAACCCAGGUGACCCUGACCGCGCCAUUCUCCCUCACUGGCACUACGUUAGCUACGGCUUCAGCGAUCUCCAUGGAGACAGCCGGGUCCAUCCAAUCUCUGGACCGGGUCAACCAAGUGGAUUUGGUUUUGAACUGACGUUUCGACUGAAGAAGGAAGACGAUCAAAGUGUUCCCCCAAUGUGGCCUUCAAACCUGAUGAACAAACUAGCUACUUAUGUUUUUCAGACAGGAAAUGUUUUACAGGUGGGUGACCACAUUCCCUGGCACUGUCCAUUAGAUGGCGGUAGCAACUCCCUAAUACAGCAUAUGCUAAUUACAUCUGACCCACAAAUCCCUGACCUGGACACUCCCUACGGGUUCCUUCAAUUCCGGCAGAUUGUUGGUGUGAAGGACGAUGAGCUGAAAGCAGCUCAGAAGUGGAAAGGUGCAGGUGUACUGGAACUCAUGUGUACUGUCAAAGAGAUUGGUCCUCAUUUCAUCACGGACAUGUCUAGAACACGGUCAAUCUUUGAGAUGGACUCUAACCUGCUACACCGAGUAACCGCGGGUAUAGAACAGGACGGAUCAAAUCUGGGUCAUGUGACAGCAGUGUGUUCCUGGUCGGAAAUUUCAGCAGGGACAGUGUUUGAGAGGGGGACAGACAUGGUGACACAGACACCGUCAGUAGACGGAAUGGACACCGGCGACGACACCGUCACGCUCUGCCCGCCUGAGACUCUUGAGGCUGUACAUCUCAAAUUUGAUGCUGAGGCAGCAGAACUCUUGCCAUUAAUUGUCAAAGCCAGAUUACAAAAGGGCCGAUUCUUUGUGUUUCACAAUGCAGAAAACUAUGCAAUACAUCUGAUACCGCCAUCUUGCCAGGAGGAGAACCAGUUUGUUAGCCAAGGAGAGCCUCUCAAAGCACAGGGUACAUUCCUACAGAUCUAUUGUUCCGAGGCCCUCAUAGACAAAAUGUCACAGGAGUUUGAAAUGUUACAGGAUAAUUCUGAGGAGAACCAAGAAUAUCCCAUUGAGUUCCGGUUUUCCGACCCUACAAUUGUGAUAACAGUAUCACCACGAGGACAGCUCUGUUGUGACCUAUAAUGAAAACAUGUUGUAUACCUUAAGCUGGUAGGAACUGGGUUAUGGCAAUAAUGUUAUCUAACCCUAAUUUCUCUCUUGAUCGUGAGAGAGGGAAAAAAGCCGAGCCAAAUAUUAAGUUCUGACUUGAGCUUUAUAAAACUUUUUUUUUUCUUUAGAAAUGUUUAAGUAUCAUUGACUUCAGCUUUUUAAGAAAUUUUUGUCACCUUUAUAAAAUAAAUGUUUAAUUGGAAUUAUAUUCAGAGUACAAACUUAAAAUUUUCAGUUUCUUGAUUUAUGUACUUUAUAUGCAGAUUUGAAUAUUUUCUAAGGUGUACAGAAGACAUUUACAAUUUUUGUCACCUUUAUAAAAUAAAAGUUUAAUUAGAAUCAAAUUCAGAGUACAAACUUAAAAUUUUCAGUUUCUUGAUUUAUGUACUUUAUAUGCAGAUUUAAAAAAAAAUUAAGGUGUACAGAAGAUAUUUACAGAUUAUGUAAAAAAUAAAAAUAAAGUAAUAUUAAUGAAAAUUGAGGAAAAUGAGAAAAGAUGAUUUUAAGAAAACCUAAGUCUGAAAUAAGGGCCAGUACAUUGUAUUGUUAAAAAGCUACAUAAAAGGAGGUGGAAUCUGAAUCUUAGAUUUAUUUAUGUAUUACCCGAUUACUGUAACAACGGAACAGAUUUGUUGUGACAUGAAGUAACUAUUAAGUGAUCUGUGGAAUUAGUGGCUAUUUGUUGUAUUUGUUGAUUAAAGUGGCCAAUACAAAAUGUUGUCUUAUUGACAAGUGUAUUGUGAUCUUCACAAUGUUACACCGAAUCUGAUUAGUUGUUUGACUAGACCAUAUUCAUCACUUAACUCAUACUGGAACACACCUACAAUGUUUGGUACCUACUUCAUACUGUUCAACAUUUGUUAUAUGUUAUGCACACCUGUUAGCCACUUACUCGUUUAAAUGAACCGACUUCCAUGUUUGUACGACCCAACCCUGUUAAUUGUAUAACCCUAACCUGUUAAUUGUAUGACCCAACCCUGUUAAUUGUAUGGCCCAACCCUGUUAAUUGUAUGGCCCAACCCUGUUAAUUGUAUGACCCUACCCUGUUAAUUGUAUGGCCCAACCCUGUUAAUUGUAUGGCCCUUCCCUGUUAAUUGUAUGGCCCAACCCUGUUAAUUGUAUGGCCCAACCCUGUUAAUUGAAUGACCCUACCCUGUUAAUUGUAUGGCCAACCCUGUUAAUUGUACGGCCCAACCCUGUUAAUUGUACGGCCCAACCCUGUUAAUUGUACAGCCCAACCCUGUUAAUUGUACGGCCCAACCCUGUGGUAGGUACAUACAACCCUGUUCCCUACAUUGUUGCAUUUCAGACACAAACUUUGUUUCUAUGACACAACCAUACGUUUUGUACGGCCAUACCUUUCUGUUUGAGCAAACUUUGAUAUUUCCAUGUACUGACCCUGGUUUUUGACUCUACCUUGUUAUCCAAAUCAGUUAUAAUGUGUUUAUGACCCGGGCUUUGUUUUCGGCUCAGCAUUAGCUGUUCCGAGGCUACAACCCAACCUUGUUAUUCCUGUGACCGUGCGGCCUUGUUUGUUUGGCUCAUACUUGAUUUUUACCCAAUAUUCAUUCCAGUUUUGUGGAAUUCCAUUGCAUACCCUAGUGUUACAAGUCUGUGUACUGAAGUUGUUACAUUGAGACUGUUAUGUUAUGUAGUUUUAGUCUAAACAUUUGUAGCAAUAUAUAUCCUGUGUUCUGUCCCUGGCUAUGUUUUUCGCUGUUUUUCUUUUCUUUUAAUUACUUCAAUGUAGCAACAGAUUCUUUAAAUUUCUUUCUCCAUCAAAUACAAAGUCAAUUUGUAGAAAUAUUACUAACCUUUGUUUAUUAAUCUAAUCAAUUUCAAAACUCUGGUGUCUUCAAAAAUUUUGGAAUCAUUUCGUGAAAUUGAAUUUUUGUGACGUAUCUUGUGGCAUUUGGUCCAUCAUAAUCCCAAUAUUAUGCAAAUGAAUUGUAAAGUCAUGAAUCCAAUCCAGUUGUAGGGAGAGUGGUUUUAUGAAAGGAGUUCAUGAUCUUCUACAAAUAAGCUAGACCAUGGUGAUCACCUUAACAGCUGAUCAUUUUCAUUAGAAAUCAAAAUUAUCCGUAAAAUACACCCCUCCUUGACAAGUCCAUCAUCACACAAUAUUGUAAUCCAAUAGCUCGGUAACAAUUUAUCCAAGACACCUAUUAUUAGACUAACCUCAUGACAAAUGAAGAAGAGGCCCCAAAUACUUCUACAGUUUAAGACAGUACUUACGCUGAUUACAAUGUUUCCAAUAAAUAUAAGGCGGCUUAUUUUCCAGAUACGACCUCGAUACUUAUCUGAAAAACAUGUAUAACAAAAUGGAGGGCUUACAUGCUUUGAUUUUAUGUAGUUACUUGCAAUAAUCUGUCUCCUCAUUUCCUGUUAUUGGUUUUUCGUAUUGAAACUAAGUUGCGAUCGAGUCCAUGUUGGUGCUAUUGUAGUUUACAGUGAAACAUUGAUGUUUAUUUGUUCAGUUACCGCAAACUUAAUAUUCAUAUCCCGUAAUCUUUUCUAACAAUUUUUCAGAUAGCCCAAACCCCUGUGUACCAUAUUCCCUGUAAUUAGCUUAAUUAUCACCAUGACAUGACGUAAAUCGCUUCUUUCAAGCGUUGUACAAGGUACUGUAAAUGAUUGGUCUUGGAUAAGAAGGGGGUUUACAUAAUUCAAUGUCUCUCGAAAAAGGAGGAGGGGUGCUAAUUUACAGCAAAUACAUCAGUCAUUUGUAAAAAUAAUGUUACAAAACAAAACACGAUUUCAGGAUCCCUGACAAAUAAUUUGGAUAAAAAACAUACUUAACUCAUUCACCCCUGGAGACACAUUUGAACUCUACCAAUUCAAAGGUUGGAAUAGUCCAUUAUGAAAUUUCAGGGGUGAAUGGGUUAAUGAUGUACUUUAUUUUCAAACAAAACGUUUGAACUGUAUCAUAAAUAUCAGAUUGAUAGCAGUGUUUGAGCCAGUGUUGACAGAACCGUUGUUGAAAUGUUGACUUAUAUUAAGUGUUCAUGGAUUGUUCAUUUGAGUAUUCCGUCUUAGCGUAUUGCAGAGUUAUCUGCUCUUGAGAGCAGGUAUUGAUUGUUACGUCAUUUGUUUUUGAGA